CAAAACAUUGAUAUUCCGGUCAGCAUCGUUUGUCCCAAAUUUUCUGUGCAUAUCGAAAAUGGCCGGUGAUGCCGAUAAGACGGUGGAAAUUAGCCAAGCGGAACGCCUGGAGGACGCGAAAAUCCCAUUCUGGAAGAAGCGUCGCUAUCACGUCGUUAUCAUGGCAUUCUUCGGAUUGUUUAAUCUCUACACACUCAGGUUUAAUCUGAGCGUGGCGAUUGUGGCAAUGACUGAGAAGCACAAUGUCACUCUCGAUGAUGGAACGAUUGUGGAGCAGCAGGACUUCGAUUGGGACUCAAAGCAGCAAGGAUUCAUCCUCAGUUCCUUCUUCUACGGCUACAUCGCCACACAGUUGAUUGGCGGCGUCUUAGGCUCGAGAUUUGGUGGUCAUUUGAUAUUCGGAAUAGGACUUAUUAUAUCGGCUGUCCUGGCGCUAUUAAUCCCAAUUGCGGCCAAGACUCACUUGGCUUUGUUCCUCACAGCCAGAAUCCUGCAGGGAUUCUUUGGAGGAAUUGUUUUUCCAUCGAUUCUCGCCAUUUGGUCCGAAUGGGCGCCAAUUUACGAGCGAUCUCUGAUGGGAAAUAUUGCUUACACUGGCAAUUAUGUUGGCGCAAUUGCCGCGAUGCUCCUUUCUGGCGUCCUGAGCGUCGCCUGGGGAUGGGAAAGCAUAUUCUACGUAUUCGGUACAAUUGGGUGCAUUUGGUACGUUUUGUGGAUUUUCUUGGUGAAAUCAAACCCAGAAGUUGAUCCUUUCAUCACAGAAGCGGAAAAGAGAUAUAUUCUAUCGAGUAUUGGAGAUCGCAGCAAAGGAAGAACAAUUAAGCAUCCUUGGAAGGACAUUUUCACAUCGUCAGCUGUUUGGGCUGUUGUGGCAGCAAAUUUCACAGCCAUGUGGGGAUUUUACACUCUCCUGACUCAAUUGCCGAUGUUCUUGAAUGAUACCCUGGAUUUCAAUCUUGAUACAACUGGGAUUAUGGCUGCUAUUCCUUAUAUAGCUAUGGUUGGACUUCUCUUCUUAUCAGGCUACCUUGCUGAUUGGCUGCAGAUCAAAGGAUAUCUGAGGACAGGACAAGUCCGAAGAUACUUCAAUUGCGGAGCUUUCAUCGCUCAAAUGGCUUUCAUGCUUCUCACGGCCUUUAUCACCAAUCCCACCUUAAGCAUCGUCUUCAUAACACUCGGCGUGGGCGCCGGAGCCUUUCCCUGGUCAGGAUACGUAGUUAAUGGUCUGGAUUUGGCUCCCAGUCACGCAUCUGUUAUAAUCGGUCUGUCAAACACCUUCGGAACUCUCUCUGGGAUCUUGAGCCCUAUUGUGAUGGGCUAUAUUGUUACGGACAAAAGUCGGUCGCAGUGGCAGAUUGUCUUCUAUAUAACGGCUGCGAUUUACCUCUUUGGUUCGGUGUUCUGCUGGUUCUUCGUCAGAGGACGACUUCAGCCCUGGGCAAAGAUUGAUCGUGAGGAAUUGGCGGCGAAGCAUGCGAAAUAUGACAGUGAUAAAACUACUGAGACUAUUGAAAAAAUGCACAUUGAAGCAAGUGCCGCGAAACAAUUGGAAGAUAGUGAGCUGAAAAUUUGGAAAAAGCGUCGUUAUCAUGUUGUUUUCAUGAUCUUUUUGGGAUUGUUUAUCCUUCUGAAUCUGCGAAUUAAUCUCAGUGUUGCAAUUGUGGCAAUGACGCAGAAAACUAACGUUACUCUUGAUGAUGGAAGCACAAUUGAGCAUCAAGAAUUCGAUUGGGAUUCUAAGACACAAGGUUAUAUUCUCAGUUCGUUCUUCUAUGGAUAUGUUGUGUCUCAGUUUCUAGGAGGAUUUCUGGCAUCUCGAUUCGGUGGCCAUCUGAUAUUCGGAUUAACCCUGGCAAUGACAGCUGCACUCGCCUUGUUAACGCCAAUCGCCGUAAAGACGCACUUAUCUCUGUUUUUCAUCGUAAGGAUACUCCAAGGAUUUGCAGGAGGUGGCACUUUUCCGGCUAUAAUUGCCAUCUGGGCUGAAUGGGCGCCUGUUUAUGAACGAUCUUUCAUGGGAAAUAUUUCUUAUACCGGCAAUUAUGUGGGAACAAUUGCUGCGAUGCUUUUCUCUGGCCUAAUAAGUGUGGCUCUAGGUUGGGAAACCAAUCCACAAGUUGAUCCAUUUAUAAAUGAGAUUGAGAAAGAGUACAUAUUAUUGUCCUGCAGUGGAAAUAGAAAGAAGGACCAGAAGAUCAGACAUCCUGUUAAGGAUAUUCUCACAUCAGGACCAGUUUUAGCCAUUGUUGUCGCUAAUUUCACGGCUCUGUGGGGAUCUUCAGUCCUUCUCACGCAGUUGCCCACGUUUCUCAAUGACACUCUAGAUUUUAACUUGGACACAACUGGAAUCCUGUCUGCUAUUCCUUAUGUGGUUCUCGUGUGCGUUCUCUUCGUGUCUGGCUACUUGGCAGACUGGCUUCAGGUGAAAGGAUAUCUCAGAACUGGACAAGUCCGUCGCUACUUCACGUGCGGAUCUUUCCUCGUGCAAACCAUCACGAUGCUUCUCACGGCUUUCACGACCACUCCAAUCUUAAGUGUCGUCUACAUAUCGAUAGGCGUCGGCGCAAGUGCACUGACUUGGUCAGGAUACUUCGUAAACGCCUUGGAUAUUGCUCCCAGUCAUGCAGCCUUUAUCACAGGCAUUUCCAGGACAAUUGGAACCCUUUCCGGAAUCAUCAGUCCCAUCCUCACAGGAUAUAUUGUGACGGAGAAGAGUCGGGAACAGUGGCAGAUCAUUUUCUACCUCACAGCGGGCAUUUUCCUGACAGGAACUCUUGUCUACUGGUUCUUCAUGUCGGGAACUAUACAACCCUGGGCCAAAUUAGAUCUCAAAGAGUUGGAGAAAAGUACAAACUUGAGUACAAAUGAUGAACGAAAGCCUUCGCAAAUUUGA
Molecule: messenger RNA, 2893 nt
Organism: Phlebotomus argentipes
Lineage: Eukaryota; Metazoa; Arthropoda; Insecta; Diptera; Psychodidae
Product: vesicular glutamate transporter 1-like
Exons: 10
Coding region: 59-2893 (944 amino acids)
Biological process (GO): transmembrane transport; monoatomic anion transport
Cellular component (GO): plasma membrane
Molecular function (GO): transmembrane transporter activity
Source: RefSeq, a predicted model, not a curated record